Lytechinus pictus (painted urchin) is the source of this 8048-nucleotide messenger RNA. Its product is annotated as striatin-3-like. Bases 288 to 2675 code for a protein of 795 amino acids. The record is from RefSeq and is a predicted model, not a curated record. Gene Ontology annotation, molecular function: protein binding. NCBI's taxonomy places the organism in Eukaryota, Metazoa, Echinodermata, Echinoidea, Temnopleuroida, Toxopneustidae. The transcript has 18 exons.
GUAUGAGUAUGACGUCAAUUGAUGAGAUCGGAGGGAAGGAGGUCGAAGGGGAGAUGCAUCCCCAUGCAUGCAUGGUGAAUGGAUAACUUAUAUUAAUUUCAUGGAUAGAGCUGAUUUCGGGUUGAACAUUUUUACCCACUAAAGCCUUCUUUAUAUUACAGUUUGGGCCUUUGGGACACUCAAUCACUAUUUCUCCAUUACUGGUAUAUCUUGAAAAAGACUAGCGUGACAUCCAAUCAUCUCAACAAAAUGGCGACGUAGUAGUAAGAUAGGAUACUGGAUACAGAAUGGAUAGUGAAUCGGGACUGUCGCAAAACCACGUUAAUCAGAUGAAUUCUGGAACUUCUUCUGUAAAUAACAUCAGCGGUAAACAACAAGAUGAUCAUCCAAGACCCAACUACACAAUACCAGGAAUUUUACAUUUUAUACAACAUGAAUGGGCUCGUUUCGAAAUGGAACGCGCUCAGUGGGAAGUGGAACGAGCUGAACUUCAGGCUCGCAUUGCUUUCCUACAGGGAGAAAGAAAAGGACAAGAAAAUCUUAAACAUGACCUAGUAAGGAGGAUAAAAAUGCUUGAAUUCGCAUUAAAACAAGAAAGAAUGAAGUACCAGAAAUUAAAGUCAGGUUCAGAUAAAGAUGAAUUAAAGGCCCCAACAUUUGAUGGAGAGGAAGGUGGCCAGGAAGAAUCGGCACUAUCACCAAAUUCAAUCAAUUUUAGACAAAGUCGGCAGCUUCUCAGGCAAUAUUUGCAAGAAAUUGGCUACACAGAUACAAUCCUUGAUAUCAGAUCAAAUAGAGUACGGUCUUUAUUAGGUCUUGCUCCAAAUGAAAGAACUGGUCCUGGUCUUGAGACCAAUGGUCAAAUAGAACCAAUUGUUAAUGGUGAGAGUCCAGCCAAGCAAGGAAGGCACAUUGAUCAGGGAACAGCUAAGAGGCAACAUGAAAAGCCUCGAAUCCACCAAGCCUUGCCAGAGAAUGUCCUGGACAAGGUCCUGUCUACCUUUGACUUCCUCUCCGAUACUCUGGACGAUGAUGGAGAGGUGGAAGGAGAUGGGGAAGAAGGCAUCGCUGCUGAUGAUGAAAGCGACAUCAGAGAAUCAAGGGGGAAAACCGGCACAGUUGUCAAGAAGAAAAAGCAGGUGAUUGGUAAUGAAGGCAUGGCCGGGAUGGGUGGAGAUGAUGAUGAUCCCGAUACAGAAGAGGCUCUAGCAGAGUUUGAUUUCUUGGUUGCUGAACAGACGGAAGGUGCAGGAGAGGCAAGGACAGUGGAGGGACCUGAAUGGACUAUAGGUGCUGGCAAGAAAGGUGUGGAUCUAUCACCAACGAGUGGGGAAUGGGGUGUAGAUCAAGGCAUGCUGAACAAAUUGAAAGAAGAAUAUAAGAAAUCAAGAAGGAAUAUAGGCAUUGACAGGCGGCCUAAUAAAGCAGCAUUGCAAGCUAUGUUAGCCAACCUGGAUGAUGUAAAUCCUCCACCUAGUAACACACAAAGCAGUUCAAGACCAAGAGCAGCUGACCUUGAUAUCGCAGAUGAAGCAGAUAUUGCAGCAGCACCUCGUCAAGGUAUUAUGGGAGCAGAUGAAGAAGCUAUGGAAACCCUCCGACUUGGAGAACUUGCAGGAUUGACUAUCACUAAUGAGGCUGAUGCUCUCAGUUAUGAUAUAUCAGCGAAUAAGGAGACCUUCCGAAAGACAUGGAAUCCUAAGUUUACGUUACGAAGCCAUUUCGAUGGUGUACGUGCUUUAGUGUUUCAUCCUGAAGAGCAAGUCCUCAUCACAGGAUCGGAGGAUAAUACUCUUAAAUUAUGGAAUUUACAGAAGACAGUCCCAGCCAAAAAAGCUGCUUCUCUAGAUGUGGAACCUAUUUAUACAUUCAGAGGACAUGUAGGGGCUGUUCUAAGUUUGGCGGUUAGUAGUAAUGGGGAACAGUGUUUCAGUGGUGGAAUGGAUUCCUCUAUCAGAUGUUGGAAUAUUCCUGGUUCAAAUAUUGAUCCAUAUGACUCAUAUGAUCCUUCAGUAAUGGCUGAUACCUAUGUAGGUCAUAGCAAUGCCGUAUGGGGUCUAUCAUACGACGGGACUAAAAACAGUUUGGUAUCGUGUUCGUCUGACGGUACUGUCAAGUUGUGGAGUCCGAGCAAGAAGUCGCCCCUUCUAACCACCAUCACAGCAGAUACAGCAUUUGGAUUGCCCACCUCAGUGGACUUUGUACGCUGUGACACGAGUCAGAUCACAGUGGGCUUUACAUCAGCUGAUGUCGCUGUGUUUGAUCUAGAGACUGCCAAGAAAGUCAUUACACUAGACAGCAGGUUACCCUCAGACAGCCCAACUAGUCAAGUAAACAGGGUAGCCAGUCAUCCAACUCUCCCAGUCACUAUCACUGCACAUGAAGACAGGCAUAUCAGAUUCUUUGAUAAUAAUAGUGGUAAAAUGGUUCACAGUAUGGUGGCCCAUCUGGAUGCAGUAACCUGCCUAGCUGUGGACCCUAAUGGACUCUACCUCUUGUCUGGAAGUCACGACUGCUCAAUCAGACUUUGGAACCUUGAUAGUAAAACAUGCGUCCAAGAAAUCACCUCCCAUCGCAAGAAGUUUGAUGAAUCGAUAUACGAUGUGGCCUUCCACCCCUCUAAGCCCUACAUCGCUAGCGGGGGAGCAGAUGCACUAGCCAAAGUGUUUGUCUGAUCUUUACUUUCCAGAGCACCCCAUCAAAUCGCAUGUUAACGUAUGAACGAGCCCCCCUCCUCCAUGCAACUCGUAUGACAGCUUUUAUGGCAAAGUGAAUGUGUAUCUCGCAGAGCGAGCAGCUUUCUAUGAUAUGAAGGUUUUGGCUAUGGUUUAUUGCACUUUUCAUACGAAGAGAGGAACAAAAUACUGUGUGCUCUCCUUGCAGUCGGAGUCAAGUUGAUGUGAUGACUGUCAUUGUGAAGUAACAUCAUUAGUUGCCGAGGAUCAUAUGGCUAAUGGAAACAAACUCUUAUUGUUGUCUCAAUAAGAUAAGUGUAUUUUCUUCUCCCCACCUUUUUAUCAUUCAUCAUCAGUGUGGCUAUUCCUGGAAAUGUCCACAUUGAAAAUCUAUUGGUGUAUUUAAAAAGUAGAACGGCUAUGGUGUAGAUAAACGGUUUAUUUAGGUUAGUAAAUUAUUGUUUCUUUUCAUAUUUUUCUUACCAUGAGCCAAACUUUUUUCUGCAUAUAAGUUGUGAAGAACCCUUGCGUUUGUUAUAUUUUCAUGCUAUUCAAUGCUAUUCAUGAAAGUCUUGCUCGUUUGUAUAUGAAUAAUUGAAUAACUGUGUGUAUGAAGUGUGUACUGUAGCUGUUCUGCCCACUGGUGGCCGUCUGUAAGUCAAGCAUGAAUUUACAGAGCUAGCAAAAGGCGAGGGAGUUAGUGAAUGUGAAUCGGAUGUUAAGUUCACAGAAUUUGACAAGAAUGAUAUGAGUAUAUUUUUCUUUUUUGAUGAGUUUGCUGCUCGUAGACAUUAAUUCUCAUGGACUGGCCAUGAUAGGUGGCUUCUGAAAUGUGUACAUUACUCUUCGAUUGUAAUUUAUUCUCACUACGCUAUUCCAUAUGUAUGUGUACAGAUUGAAUUAUCAGGAGAAAUUAUACUCCUGUUGUGAGUGCGUCCUCAAUAUUCUUUUAAAAUCCGGAAUGUUUUAAAAUGUUGCCUAGCAUAUUCAUCCAGAUUAUCCAUUUUUGUGAAUCACCAUUGAAUUAUGUUCAAGAGUUUAAUAAUCAAGAGUGUUCUUGUCACACUCUCUGUACCUGACUCUCUUAUAUGCUUCGUAUAAUGUCUUCGAUAGUGGAUGAAUGAGCGAGUGAAAUAUAUACAUGUAAAAGCAAUUAAGAUAUUUUGAUAGAUGUUGAAUUUUGAGUGGCAGGUUGGUAGGUUUUUUUUUAUUGUGAAACGUGUAUUAGCUCACAAUUGGAACAUCUGUAUUCCUUUUUGUAUAAAAUGCCUGAUUUGAAGAUUAUCUUCAUCCAAAAUAUACCCAUACCUAGUGAUUCUCUUUAGUUAUCAGAGACAUGCUCCCAAGUUUUUUUUUUAAGUUUCUUUUUUUUUAUCAUAAUAUGUAUUUGAAUAUAUCUGUUAAGAUUUUUAUCAUAUUAUUUAUCUUCAUUUGUAUCCAUAGUUAGUCUUGUGUUGUCAAUCUACCUUAUAACAUGUGUAUGCAUUUUUACUUUUAGUACUGUAAUCUCUGUGAUUUAAAGUUCAAAACAAUCUAUCUCUAAACCAUUAUCUAUAUUGAAGUUCUCCCAAAUAGAUUAUCACAAUGCUGAGGGCCAUGUAUUUGCAAUAUUAGAUGUAAAAAAUAUCACGCUUGAUGGUGCAAAAAUGAGAAAUUUCAUGUAUACUAACAUUGUGAAGCUUUGCUAUAUUUGAGUAUGAAUGACAAAUGAUGAUAAACAAUGAUAAAAAUAAUAAAAAUAAUUGUAAUUAUAAUAAAAAAUGAUAAUAAUUGUAUAAACUAAUUGAGCGCAAAGACCGUCCAGGGACACUCAUGGCACUAGCCCAGUAACAUGUAUUCAAAAUACAUGUAAGAAGAAAGCCUAGCAAGAUGUAAACCAAGUAUGAGGAAAUAAUAGCAAAUACCCAUCAGCUUGCAAUAUUUAUUCUGUUGAUCACUGCAUGCUUUUCUGAGCUCUCCUUUUAUGUCUUACUUAGUGUUUUUUUUUAAUAAUCUGUGUGCCAUGACCUAAUGGGUCCACAUCACAAAGCUUCAGCAUGCACAGUUUAGACUGCAUGAGCACUAUUUUAUUCUACAUGGUCAUUGAUAUAUGCCAAAUUAAUAUCAAUUAUUCUUGGAAAGGAGAAUUGCAUAGACAAUGUAUUCUAAUACACCUGUUUUAUGAACCUGGAUUAAUGUGGCUGGCUUCUGUUUUCUUUCACAUGUUUUAUGCUUAGUGUAGAUUAGAGGUAAGUGGGAAAAUACAGACAGUACUCUUUGUGGAGGUCAAGGGUUAACUUGAUCUUUGUCCCUGACUUCAACAUUCAAUGAAUGGAUAUUACCUGCUAUAGGACAAUUCCUUACAGCAGAGAACAACAGGUUACUGAACCUAUUCUCUUAUAGUGUAAUAAUGAGUGAAAGAAUUGUGACUGGUAGUGUACAUCCAGUAUGUACUGACUUGGCCAGUGGUUUGCGUUUAUCAUAGCUUUAAUAAAGAAUAUGUGGAUCACCCAGCCUGUUUCAGCAUCGUGGUUAAUGUGCUCUAUUUUUAUAUUCAAAACUCAUAUUUAUCAUCAUUAACUUCUGUGUUUUGUUUGCUAGCAUAAAGUAGCAUGCAUGAAAUACAUUUUCACUUUAUUUGCUAGUUUCUCUUGCACUUUCUAUAUACCUUAUAUGCAUUUCAUGCAUAUUUAUGUAUCAUUUUAAGUGACCAAGUGAUAUAUAAAUGAAAAUAUGGAAAAUACUUGUUCAUGCACUUUGUAAAGGCAAGCAUUUUUAAACUACCCCCCGUGACUGGACUCGAGAAACGACUCUUUUUCAAUCCAGGAAUUAUAUAACAAUUCUUCUGUAUAUCUGAUUGACUCUGACAGAUUUGUAAAUUAAUGUGAAAAGAUACUGUGCAUAGUGUAUAAAUGUUCAUUUGUCUACACUGAAUUAUGACUAGCAAUGAAUUCUACUUGUAAAAUGAGACGCAAUUCAUGCUUGGACCGAUUCUAAGGCUCUGCAUAUCAAAGUUAUAGCGAGUUGAGCCUAUGUAGAACCUUUUGUCAUUCGUCCAUGUGUAGAAAAAGUAAAUGUGUAAUGGUUUUUAAAUAUUAAUUUAGUUCAUUUAGCCCUUUCAGAUGAAAUACUAACACCCAAUUAGAAUUUUGUGAAGUAGUUUUAAUAUUUUUACACCCACCCAUGGUGUUAGUGUAUGCAGUUGCCAAAGUAUUUUGUUGUCAAUCAAAAAUAAAGUAUAAAUAAUGGAUGAAAUUUGCAUGGUUAUUAUUCAGAUACAUCCAUGUUUGUAAAUCUUUCAUGUUCAUAUUGCAAUGUAAAAAUUUUAACAAAUAUUUCUACAGUCUAUGCUUCUUGAUCUGACACUUUCACAAAGAUGAAAGUGCGACUUAAAAUUGUACUUUAAAUCCCAGAUGUGUGCAGUAGGUAUAAAUCAUGCUCAGGGGAUGCAUGCUAUUGCGUAAUGAUCAAUUAGAUUGCUGUAUACACUCUUCACACAUCUGGUGCUUUAAGUCACACUUCACUGUUUGUGAAACAGACCAACAUAUGAUAUACAGUUUAUGUCCACUGUGUAGAGUACAGAGGAAUUCACUGUUGCAAUAUAAAAUACAUGGCUAUUCUUCACAUAAUGAUAUUAAAUCCAAAUCAAGUAUUUUAAUUUCUGAGUGCAAGAUACAUGUAAAGUGGACAGUUGGGUAUCCAAGUUGCAAAAAAUAGUUUCGCCUAAUUUUCUUAAUUAAGGUUGUAAGUAGCAUUAAAUUGUGAAAUUUCCGAACAGAAAACAAUACAACCAAGGCCAAAAGGGAAUCUGUCCCCCAUGAAUUGCUAUUGGGUUAUACCCAAACUGCAAUUUGGAAUAAACAGCCUUAGGAAGAAUACCCCCAUUUAAAAAGUAUUAUUUUGAUUUCUCCAGUUCUGAGUAAGGUAAUGCAUGUGUGGCAGAUGUCCUUUGCAGUUCAUUAUCAAGAUUAUCUCAGAAAAAAAUAUGAAAUUUGGAAUUCAAAAUUAUUUUACACCAGGUAUGAUUUUUCUUCACCGCAAACUUCGCCCAUUCGAUGUGGGAAAAUUACUGAUCGCACAAAGGAGAAUGACAGGUGAAGUUAGUCAGUCUCUUUCUCACGAUCAGUAAUUCUACACUAGCCUGGCGUAUAUCGGAUAGGCUACUGCAAACUGGGUGUAGGGAAAAAGGUUAUUAUUCAAGGUAGUGCGACAAGGCUAGAUGGAUCGUGGGCUAGUGCAAAAAGAUUUAUUCCUAAAUCGAGCCUAAAUUUUCAUAAUUGAAUGAUGCCUUUGGUAUACACUAAGACAAUAAUUGCAUAGUACAUCAAACUGUCUUUGCAGGAACAGCUUUACGGAGGUACUUGACUUUGCUCACCUGGGGCCUGUAGCACAAAGCUUAGCGAUUGAUCAUAGGACUGAUUUCUAUGAUUGAUUACCUAUAUCAUUAUGUGCAAUCAAUCGUUAAAAUAACCUGAAUAAUCAAUUGAUAAACUUUUUGAGUUGCUGGCCCCGAUUGGUCAACACUUUUUAAACUAGCUCGCUUUGCAUUUAGUAUGUCUAGUCUUUUCCAUAUGAUUCAGUAUCAAACUACCCUUAAAAUCCGGCAUCUGAUGUGUGCUUACUAAUUUUGGCCGAAUUGCUUUUGCAUUUGCUGUAGUUGGUAUGUUUUGAGAGAGGAAAAAAGGUCUUUUGAAAUGCCCCAUUGGCUUGCAGUAUUUUGACAAGACUUCAUUUCCUUCAGAAAAAUCAUGCUACAUUGAAAUGCAGAUUUAUCUGUUAUAUUAACAGAUGAUGGAUUUAAAAGGAUAAACAUUUUAAAUUACAAUUUUUACUCCCUCUGUAAAGUAAGCCAAUAUUGAGGAAAUUUGCAAAAUUUUAAAUGAAUGAGACAUUUAUUCUAUAUUUAAGAAAAUGGUAAAUUUAAUAAUUUAUCAAUUGAUGCAUUACAGUAAAGGUAAAAAGUGCAAAUUCGUAUUGGAAAAGUGAUACUUUUUAAGUAUCCAAAACCUUGAAAUCAUAGUAAGGUAGUAGAAUUGAUAUCAUCAGUCAAGGAGAAAGUCAUUGAUUGUAUAUUACCCAGAGCAGAAUGUUAAUUCAUAAAUGCUAUUAUUUUCAGUGGGUUUAUUGGACAUAGUAUUCUGUUAAAAUAUGCAAAAUCGGUGGGUAGCCCAUAUUUUAUUCACUCCCGAGUUUCUAUCAGUUUAGUGGUAUUGUCUUUGAGUUUGAAUGCAGUGUUUUUAAUUUUGAAAAAAAAAGAACAGUGCUCAGCUAUACACUGUAGAUAUGAAUAAUACAAAAAGACAAAUUAUACUACUUAAUAAUUUUUGUUCUGAUUUUCUUUUUGUUUCAUUUUAUGAAUAUACAAUAAAUGAUACAGAAGAUGUGAAUUGUAAA